CGUGAAACCGAACGAGACCAUGCUGAAGGAUGGCCAGACCGCUAUGGCCUACUACAGGAGCAUGUGGACUCCGAAGGACCUUGAGGCGGCAAAGGGCCUUUCCCAGAAGGAUGUGUUCAGCCGCUUUCCCCAAUCUGCUAUGGAGACAUUGUUCGGAAUGAUGGCCAUGCAGAAGCAGGUGGAGAUGGGGAACGCCAGGGCCCGCAAGUUUUUUGACAGCCUGGAGGUGGCUAAUAAAGAAAACGACCUCCUCGCCAUGAAGAAUACCGAGGUACUGGCUCGGCUUGACAAAACCGAGCAAGAGAGAGAUGUCCUGAAGAAGGAGAAUGAUUCCCUUCAGGAUGAGAAGGACGCCCUCCAGCUUGAGAAGAGCGUCUGGCAGACCGAGCGGGAAUCGAUUAGAGAAGAGAAGGUGAGACGGCUGUUGGGGCCGAGGAGGCGAGUCGGCACGACCAGGAUGCUGUUGGUACUGAAGCGUCUGGCUAGGGCUCCUUUGAAUUCUUCCAUUCCAUAUCUUUUUGUAAUGAUGGACAUCUCUCUUUUGUAA
Molecule: messenger RNA, 547 nt
Organism: Cornus florida
Lineage: Eukaryota; Viridiplantae; Streptophyta; Magnoliopsida; Cornales; Cornaceae
Exons: 3
Coding region: 20-547 (175 amino acids)
Source: RefSeq, a predicted model, not a curated record